Molecule: messenger RNA, 396 nt
Organism: Aspergillus fumigatus Af293
Lineage: Eukaryota; Fungi; Ascomycota; Eurotiomycetes; Eurotiales; Aspergillaceae
Source: RefSeq, a predicted model, not a curated record
AUGUCGGACAUGGAGCAGGAAUGGAAACCAAAGGGUCGCCCACAGUCGACCAUGGCUCAGGCCUUUUCCUCAACGCUGGAUAGCGUCUUCGCACUGGAUUCGGAGGUGGAUCACCUUUCGCAGACUAUAGAUCAGAAUUGGGUUGACCAAUGGUCCUGGCACCUCAGGAGAUUCCAAAUGAUCAUACAAACGAGAGAGCUGGAGGAACUGCAGGCCAAGAUCCGCGAGACUGAGCGACGUCUGAAAGCUCGUCAAUCGCUCAUCAUGGAUGGAAACGGCUCGGGAAACAGCGCAGGCGCAUCGAAGGUGGAGAACGAAUAUCGGACAGCAGAUUCAGCGGGGCAGUACUCCAGCAGUGACGAGCAGCGAGAGCAAGACCGGAACGGCAACUCGUGA